This is a messenger RNA of Acanthosepion pharaonis, 876 nucleotides long. Lineage: Eukaryota; Metazoa; Mollusca; Cephalopoda; Sepiida; Sepiidae. The record is from the annotation of a GenBank genome assembly.
AUGUAUUUUAAUGUGUUAGUUAUUAUUUUGAUUUAUUUAGAUCGUUCACUUUUCUUUCUUUGGUACGUUAAAUUUUCUUUCUUUCUUUCUUUCUUUUUUUUUUCUUUCUUUCUUUCUUUCUUUCUUUUCUUCUUUCUUUCUUUCUUUCUUUCUUUUCUUCUUUCUUUCUUUCUUUCUUUUCUUCUUUCUUUCUUUCUUUCUUUCUUUUCUUCUUUCAUUCUUUCUUUCUUUUCUUCUUUCUUUCUUUCUUUCUUUUCUUCUUUCAUUCUUUCUUUAUUUGUUGCUUUCUUUCGUUAUUGCUUUCUUUCGUUCUUUCUUACUUUUUUUAAUUCGUUCAAUUUAGUUUGUUUCUUUCUUUCACUCAGACAAUUUUUAUUAAUUUAUCUUCCAGCAUCUCGCUUCUUAAUUUGUAUCGGUUUAUUUGAACUCUAUCAAACUUCAAUUUUUCCUUCCUUCCUUCCUUCCUUCCUUCCUUCCUUCCUUCCUUCCUUCCUUUCCAGGCCCACGACGAAUAUUUUUCAGGGUCUUCAAACCAAAAUCAAUAAAAGCGCAAACGCCAUCAUAAUUGCAGCGUUCAUCGCCAUCAGUUUCCACGGUUUUUUUAACUGUUUCACUGUUUUCUACAUAUUCGACACCCACCAUCACACGUACAGCGCCCCACCACCAAAAUCACCACCCCCGCCACUGUUUUCUACAUAUUCAACACGCACCGUCACGUAUUUGACACCCAUCUUCUUAGGUAUGGCUCCACCACCAAAAUCACCACCACCGUCUUCCAGUUAUUCGGCACCAACUGUCACAUAUACAGCCUCCACCACGAAAGCCAACACCACCCCCGUUUGCUACGUAUUCGUCUCCCACCGCAAAACUUAUUAA